Messenger RNA from Dibothriocephalus latus, 282 nucleotides. The record is from the annotation of a GenBank genome assembly. NCBI's taxonomy places the organism in Eukaryota, Metazoa, Platyhelminthes, Cestoda, Diphyllobothriidea, Diphyllobothriidae.
AUGGGACAUCACACGGAUGGUGAAUCAAUUUACUCCUACUUCUCACAGCAGGACGUCUGCCAUCCUCAAGCACACGGCAUGUUGAAUACCCUGCCCGAAGAGAACCAUAUGAACCUGGGCUUUGCUGAGUCGGGCAGUCAGACUGCUGGACUGAAUGGCACCCUCACAGGUAACAGCGUCACGGGCAGCCCCGCCCUCCCUGGCGGCCACCGACACCAUCGACGUCGUCGCCGAAAGCAACAACAGCAACAGCAGCAGCAGUUGACGGGUGAGGCGCCUGCC